UGAAACGUUGAAACUCGAUGAUUUCGAGCACGACCAGUAGUUAGUUAUAUAAUCAAUUUCAUCAUUUGAAGAUUAUUAUUUCUUUUUCAUUUUUAGAAUUCCUUACAUUUAAAUGGAUAAGGAGAUUAUGUAACUUGAACACAAGAAUUCCUUACAUUUAAAUGGAUAAGGAGAUGAUGUAACUUGAACACAAGGUUAACUAGAAAAAAUGCAUUGGAAGUUUCAUUAUUUGCGGACAAAACGAAACAUAUAAAAAAGGAAAAGAAAAACAAACAGUCAUGGAUGACGGGAAAAAAGAGGAGCUGUUAAAACUGGAUAUUAAAGCCGAAAAUAAUUUUGUCAAUGAUGAAAGUAGUACUGCUACAGAUCUAGACGAACUAGAUGAAAAGGAUGAUGUGGACUGGAAUGAAAGGGAAUCAUGGGGUGGACGAUUUGAGUUUGUUCUAUCCUUGGUAGGAUAUACCGUUGGGCUAGGAAACAUAUGGAGGUUUCCGUACUUUUGCUUCAGGAAUGGCGGAGGAAUCGCUAUUAUACCGUUUUUAUUGUUCCUGAUAAUAUGUGGUGGGCCACUAUAUUAUAUAGAAGUAUGCUUGGGUCAGUUCUCCGGAAAGUCGCCCAUAACAGUUUGGAAUAUAUGCCCGUUAUUUAAAGGUAUUGGACUGUUAAUGGUGACCACAUCUUUGUUUUAUGUUUGGUAUUUUGGUACAGCAUUUGGUUGGGUAUUCUAUUUCCUCAUCAUGUCAUUCUACCCGACUUUACCCUGGAGCACGUGCAACAAUAGCUGGAACACAGAGAACUGUAUAGAUUCAACAACUAAUAUGACGAUGAAAUUAUUGAAUGUAAGUUCAGGAACGCUGCUUAUGUCGUCCGGAACAGAAUUCUGGGAACGAAAAGUUCUUAAUAUGUCGUCAGGAAUUGAAGACAUUGGAUCAUUGCAACUUCACCUAGUCGGAUGUUUGUUUCUUGGUUGGCUUUUGGUUUUCUUUUGCCUAGCAAAAGGUGUUAAAUCUUUAGGAAAGGUUGUUUACGUGACAGCUACGUUACCGUAUGUUUUGUUACUUAUAUUACUGAUUCGUGGAGUAACGCUAGACGGCGCUUGGAUCGGUCUAAGGCAUUACGUCAUCCCUGAUUUCAGCAAACUUGCAAAUGGAAAGAUGUGGAUAGAAUCCGCAGUGCAGUGUUUUUACUCACUUGGUCCAGCAUGGGGUGGUGUAAUUACAAUGGCUAGUUUUAACAAGUUCAAUCAUAAUGCAUUAAGAGAUACCGUGAUUGUGUGCUUUGCUGAUGCGUUUACUGCCAUAUUUGGUGGCUUUGUUGUGUUUUCUGUGCUGGGAUUUCUGUCGAAGGAAACAGGGACAUCUUUAGAUAAAUUACCAUUCGCAGGACCGGGUUUAGCUUUUAUAGCAUAUCCAGAAGCUUUGAGCCGUCUGCCCGCGCCGAACCUUUGGUCCGUGCUGUUCUUUACGACACUUGUCAUGGUUGGAAUUGACUCGCAGUUUGGUACAUUUGAGACAGGUGCAAAUGCUUUAAUAGAUCUGAAUUUCAAAAAGUUCAGUAGAUACCGGAUAUGGAUCUCGGCAAGUCUGACAUCUUGCCUCUUUGUGCUUGGUCUGCCACUCACUACUUCGGGUGGUUACUAUAUAUUUAUGCUGAUAGAUUGGUAUGUGGCUUUGUUUGGUAUAGUAUUCACAGCCCUACUAGAAUGCGUCAUUGUUGCCUGGAUCUAUGGUGCGGGUCGGUUCUCCGAUGAUAUAGAGAUGAUGACUGGGUCACGACCAUCUCAGAUACUCCGCUUCAUUUGGUGCUUCUGCAUUCCAAUCUUUAUAGGGGGUAUUUUAAUUACUACAAUAUCCACAUAUACAGACUCGUCGAUUGGCUAUGAUUAUCCAGAGUAUGCCCUAGUUAUAGGAAAUAUCCUUGCGUUUGGACCUUGCAGUUUAAUUGCCGUUGUUGCUGUUGUCCAGCUGGUAAAGGAAAAGGGAACACUUUGCCAGAGGUUAAGCAAUCUGCUUCGACCAGACAAAACAUGGCUACCAAAUGACAAACAACAGAGACAGAUAUAUCGCCACAAUCCUUAUGAUUAUGAAGAUUCGCUUUUUGGACGGUUUAAAAAUAAUGUUGUUGGCCUCAAACACUAGUCAUAACUUUAGAGAGAAGGACACCAAUGUUAAAAUUAAAAUUGUUCGUGUGUUGAACGUCUUAUGAAGAUCAGUGAAACGUUUAUAUGACGAGGAGCAAAGCGUGUCAGUAACGUUUCCAGAGAAACCAAGCCUUUGUAUGCAAUAAAAGUAUAUAAUUAUAAUGAAGCGUUUGCCAUGAAUGAAGAAUCAGUAAGACGCGAUUAUCAUAUGCUAAAAAGUAUCAAUGAUUAAGCGAUUUAAAAAGGAGCAAUUAAAUGUAUCAAUUAAGAAUCGAU
Ruditapes philippinarum (Manila clam) is the source of this 2416-nucleotide messenger RNA. RefSeq names its product sodium- and chloride-dependent glycine transporter 1-like. NCBI's taxonomy places the organism in Eukaryota, Metazoa, Mollusca, Bivalvia, Venerida, Veneridae. The transcript has 16 exons. The coding region runs from base 279 to 2138 and encodes 619 amino acids. Gene Ontology annotation, cellular component: membrane. Gene Ontology annotation, biological process: sodium ion transmembrane transport. The record is from RefSeq and is a predicted model, not a curated record.